Leptinotarsa decemlineata (Colorado potato beetle) is the source of this 871-nucleotide messenger RNA. RefSeq names its product rRNA-processing protein UTP23 homolog. The record is from RefSeq and is a predicted model, not a curated record. Gene Ontology annotation, cellular component: small-subunit processome. NCBI's taxonomy places the organism in Eukaryota, Metazoa, Arthropoda, Insecta, Coleoptera, Chrysomelidae.
UGUAAUUAUUUUAACCUCUCAGAACCAUUAAAGUAAUUAAUAAACGUGAAAUUAUUCUUAUUUUAGGUCUAUGAAAUAAUUUGAAUGUUGUCAAUAAGUGGUUACUUUGUAAAUAAGUAAAUUUGAAAAUGAAAAUUCGAAGAUAUAAAAAAGUCAAUAAAAACCUUGGAUUUUUCACAAACACAUAUGGAUUCAGACAACCUUAUCAAGUUUUGGUAGAUGGAACAUUUUGUUUUGCUGCAUUGAAGAAUAAAAUAAAUAUAGCCGACAAUAUCCCAAGGUAUCUGCAGGCAGAAAUAAAGCUGAUCACUACUCAAUGUGCCAUCAUAGAAAUGGAAAACUUGGGACCAAAAUUGAAUGGAGCUCUUCUAAUUUUGAAAAACUAUUCUUUACAUAAAUGUGGUCAUGAAGGCAAGCCUAUAUUAGGAUCCAAAUGUUUUCUCUCUAUGCUGGGAAAAACAAACAUAGAACAUUAUAUAGUGGCCACACAAGAUCGGGAUCUGCAGAGUAUUGUUAGGAAUAUACCAGGUGUACCGCUGUUAUAUCUUCAUUUGAAAACACCAGUUCUAGAACAACCUUCCGAAGCGUCUGUUAAAUUUGCACAAGAAAAAAUGCUAGGCUUGAGGGAGCAUGAAAAGCUUUAUUUUGAAAAACUGAAAGAGAAAAGUGGAAUAGUAGAUGAAGAGAGACCUAAGAAAAAGAAGAAAAAAGGUCCUAAUCCACUGUCCUGUAAAAAGAAGAAGAAACCAACUAUAAAUACAACUUCUAUAAAGGAAGGAGAACAAACUGUGACACAAAAAAAGAAACGUAAACGAAUUAAAAUUCCUAAACAUGUGAUUGAUGAACUGAAGAAUAAAAGCAGUUAAAGUUU